Messenger RNA from Schizophyllum commune H4-8, 1107 nucleotides. RefSeq lists its product as uncharacterized. The record is from RefSeq and is a predicted model, not a curated record. The transcript is spliced from 6 exons. The coding region runs from base 1 to 1107 and encodes 368 amino acids. NCBI's taxonomy places the organism in Eukaryota, Fungi, Basidiomycota, Agaricomycetes, Agaricales, Schizophyllaceae.
AUGUAUGAUCAGGAGCGGCGAGACGCUCUCAAGCCCCUUCGAGUGCAGAAUGAGAUCACUUCCGCGAAGAUCGGUAAGAAGAAGGGAAACCUACAAGUCGUGUCGAAGCGCUUCAAGACGCGCGUCAUGAGGAUGCAGGACGGGCAGAGCAUCACGAACGCGUCGCGCACGAGGACGGUCUGGCUGGUCGCGCAGAGCAACGUUGCGGUGAAGAACAUGGCCGAGAAGCUCGCCGACGUCGACUUCUGGGACUUCAGGAUAUUGGUGUCGAAGGACUUUCAUUACGAUUGGCAUGAGCACCUAUACCACCAGAUCGAGGAACGCCUCAUCCGCUCGGACAUGUUCCCCGAGACUACUAUAGCCGCCUCGCGGAUGGUGCUGGGCGCGCGCGUCAUGCUCUGCACGCUAAGCUGCCUAUCCGUCGACCGCAUCCAGAGCAUCACCAAGGUCGUCCCACUACAGACCGUCCUCGUUGACGAGGCGUCCCAGAUCGAGGUCGGCGACUUCGUCCCGAUGAUCCACCAGUACCGCGAGACGCUGCAGAAGAUCGUGUUCAUCGGGGAUGACAAGCAGCAUCGCAUGCCGAUACAAUUGGGGAGCUUCAUAUCCAAGAACGUCUACAAGGGGAAGCUCAAGUCGCAGCACCUUAUACGCACGCCCUGCAUCAGCUUCAUCAACGUCGUCCACGGGCAAGAGAAGAGUGUCGGAACGAGCUGGACGAACGAGAGGGAGGUCACCACGAUCGUUGCCCUCGCGAGGAAAUACAUGCAGGAGGGGAAAAACUUCCGCGUUAUUACGCCCUACGACCCGCAACGUGGCGCUAUCGAGGCAGCGCUCAAACACGCCGACCUCAAGUGGGAAGACACCGUCUUCAAUGUUGAUUCCUUCCAGGGCAACGAAUGCGACCACAUCAUCGUAUCCCUCGUGCGAUCUGGGCACAAACUUGGCUUCCUCGCUCUACAACGGCGCGUUAAUGUCAUGCUCACGCGAUGCAAAAAGAGCAUGACGAUCGUGACAAAGAGGGCCUUCAUUGAGGGUGCAGGUGCAUCUUCUCUCGCUGGGAAGCUAGCGGCGGCCUGCGGCUCGGGGUCCUGGAGCGAUGCUUGA